Molecule: messenger RNA, 1397 nt
Organism: Lolium perenne
Lineage: Eukaryota; Viridiplantae; Streptophyta; Magnoliopsida; Poales; Poaceae
Source: RefSeq, a predicted model, not a curated record
AUGUCCACACCAAUAAACCUCCACCGCACCAAGACUGCAAUCCACGGGGAACUUCAACAACGGGCCGGCCACCUGGCAGAGCUUGAGGAUCCAAAGGAGGGAGGGGUCUUGCGGCGCCGCCUCCAAGAAGGUGAAUGGCGCAAGUAUGCGUCAUCGUCGCCGGCAGAGACAAAGGCUCUGCCGCCGUUGCCGCCCAUCCACCGUCGCUGCCAUGCCAGCCAGCCGAGCCGUAGCAGUAAACUGGACCAAGUCGACUCCACUAUAGCCAAAGCGCCCUCCGCCCUCGUCCGCCUCCCUCACAUCCCAUCUCGCGCCCUCCACCCGCGAGCCUGCUGCUCCACCGGUGACGCUACGCCUCUAGCGCCCUCCACCUCCUCCUCUAGGCCGGCGGGAUGUCUACUCCCCUCCUCCAAGCAGGCUGCCCGUCCCGCUUAUCGCCUCUCCGCCCAGGCGCCCGAGCCCCAGAUCGAGGUCGACCUCGUCUCCGAUGUCCGUUCGCCACGCCUCAGCCCUCAAGAACUUGGAGAGAUGAUACCGGUGGACUCUACCUGCAAGGUACCUAUAUUCUUCAGAUGACUUGAUACGGUUUAUGAAAAAUGACCCUCUCGAAGCGCAACUAUGUGCUCAGUUGAUCGCCGUCAUGCUCGAUAGUGCAUUCUCUGUUAAAGGUGUCACAUGUUCGAUGAAACGCCCAAUAGCAGUGGUAUAUAUUCAUGAAGUUGCAUAUGAUGGCAUCAAACAUGCAUGGGACUAACUUCUUUCACCAGGUUAGGACAAACUAAUACCUAGGCACACUUAAAUCCUGAAUUGAGUUAGUUUUGGCAGAGUGUAUGUGCUCUUGAGUCUCGAUAGAAUUAUACAUAUACUUAGAUCAACAAGGACAUUCACGAGCUGCCUGUCUCACCACGAUGACAUGAUGUGGUCUCCAUGGUGAGUACUGAUAAUAUGUUACUUCGAUUAGAAAAUGGGCUCAAUCUUUAUUUACAAAAAAUUAGUGGUUGUACUAACAUUUGUAAAAUAGAUGGUGCCACUAGGAAUAUACCAUUCUAAAAAAUGAUCCUUUUGCUUUGCGGUUAAUUUUCUAAGAACAUUCGACCGCGGUUGUAAAGUAAUUUGAUCUGGGUGGGAGCCAAAAGAUAUUGCCUUCGAUGAUUGACAGUUUGAUGUGAACAAGGAUAAUUAAGUUGAAAUAUCACAACGUCUCGAACCUGUUAAUUUAUAUUAUAUUCCAAAGUGAUUUUAAUCUUCAACUGCACUAACUGAUAUUAGAAGGGUCUUUGAUGUCGAGCUAAAAGCGUUGUGGUGAUUAUGUGAGUGUUUUUUUCCGGUUAGCAUGCGUGGCACAUUCUUCUUCUAUUUUCAGUACUUAUUACGAUAAGGGGAUUGUCCGUGUGUGU